Molecule: messenger RNA, 2121 nt
Organism: Salvia hispanica
Lineage: Eukaryota; Viridiplantae; Streptophyta; Magnoliopsida; Lamiales; Lamiaceae
Source: RefSeq, a predicted model, not a curated record
AUGACAGAUAACCCACUUUUCAAGGAAGAACUUGUGGACGAGCUACAAGAUAUGGAUGACCUUAAAGAUUUGGAGGGUUUCAAGAAGAGAGGCAUAAAGUAUACCCCGUUCAAGCUCCUUCCUAAUGAGCUUCCGUUGUGGAAGCCUGGUCAUGUUUUUAAGCAUAGAGAUUUCUUCUAUGACGUGUUGAGGCAGUACGCAAUAAUGUCCAGAAGGCGGGUGCACGUGAAAAGAAAUGACGGCGACAAACUUCGUGCGAUUUGUAGAGGGCAAGGCUGUGAGUGGUAUGUUUAUUUGAGGAAGCUCGAAUCACACAACGGCCAUGAUUAUGUGGUGAUGAAUAUGCAACGCGAUCAUGCGCACACAUGCUCCCAAGUGUUGGAUCAGAAGUGGUUGACGGCAAAGUGGCUAGGCGAGCGUUACAUGGAGAAGAUCAAAGCCAACCCUCACAUUCCACUUGCAGCUAUACGGCAAUGUGUGGAUGAAGAUUUUGGGCUUAAGAUAGGUAGGAUGAAGGCAUAUCGGGCCAGAGAGCACGCACUGGACGGCACUUUCGGCUCUGCGGCUACCCAAUAUCGAAACUUGUUCUACUACAAAGCCGAAUUGGAGCGGACGCACCCUGAUUCCAGCGUACAUAUACAGUAUGAGAGUUCGAGGGAUCCUGGCGCCGUGGGUCCGAGAUUCCUCAGGUUCUACUGCUGUCUAGGUCCAUUGAAAAAGGGAUGGAAGCAGUUAUGUCGGCCAAUUAUAUUCUUCGACACUUGUUUCUUGCGACGAAUGUACAAAGGACAGCUCAUGACAGCAAUGGGAAUUGAUCCCAACAAUGGCUGGUGGCCGAUUGCUUGGGCCGUGACUGAGGCAGAGAGUUAUGUCCAGUGGAAGUGGUUCGUGGAAUACUUGUCUGAGGACCUUGAAUUGCAUGCAAAUGGCCCACGAUUUGUGUUUAUGUCUGACCAACAAAAGGGUCUUGCAAAGGUGAUUCUUAAAGAAUUCUCACAGAGCGAGCAUCGAUUCUGUGUUCAGCACAUAUACAACAAUUUCAAGAAGAGGUUCGUCGGGGAAAAUUUUAAAGAGCGAUUGUGGGAGAUUGCCGCGAGUACCACCAUCGAACAUUAUGUGGAUAAGAUGGAUGUUUUGCAAACCGAGUAUCCCCAAGCACAUCAUUGGCUUUCUGGAGUUGCUCCCAAAGAAAAGUGGGUGAAGGCAUUUUUCUCUCCACAUACUUGUUGUGAUGUGCUCCUAAACAACAUCUGUGAGACAUUCAAUUCGAAAGUUACAUUGGCUCGAGAGAAAGCAAUUAUCAGCAUGUUGGAGGACAUUCGAACGAGUCAGAUGGAAUGGAUUCAGAUCAGAGGUCAGUGGAUCAAAAGCUACGACCACACAGUCCCUCCUGUUAUCAAGGAGAUUGUGGAUAAGUGGUACUCGCGUGCUUCAUCAUGGAGGGCUACAUGGAAUGGAGAGUCUUCGUACCAAGUAACAGGGCCGUCUGGCCAAUAUGUUGUCAACAUGUCCUCUUUUACAUGCUCUUGCAGAUUGUGGCAGCUAACCGGAAUCCCAUGCACUCAUGCUAUUGCAACAAUCAACAAGAAUGGCGAGGAUGUGAUGCGAUACGUCUCCCGUUAUUAUUUGAAGUCAACAAUGAUCAUGCUGUACGAGAAUGUCCUUUACCCAAUCAAUGGGGUGGACAACUGGCCGAAGAGUUCUUACGGUUCUUUGGAACUGGCGCCCCCGAGGUCAAAGCGACAGCGUGGUAGGCCGAAGAAACUGAGGCGUGAGGAGCCCCAGAUUCGUCUUCAUGCGGACGGAGGUGAGUCACUGCGACGAACCUUCGUGAUGAAAUGUCGUCGUUGCGGUCAGGAAGGUCAUAAUAGGAGGACAUGCAGCAAUGAUCCUCGGACAGAUGCUCGGUCUGAGGUUGGGUCGCGUGAGAGUGGUGAGAGUACUUUGCCUGAAUCGUCAAACAAUCGCAAAUGCCAACAGCCUAAUGAUUCGGAUCCGGGACCUAGCACUCGGACCAGGGCCAGGACUCAGCCUCAGCGGACCACGGCCAGGACUCAGCCUCAGUGGACCAGGGCCAGGACUCAUCCUCAGCGAUGUGGCCGCCGCGGUGAUCAAGAUUGA